UCUCUUCACACGGGCGGCUGGGAAAGAGCAAGCAAGACGAACAUGAAGGUCUGCAGUUAAAGAAGUUCAUCCCGUUGGUACCCCACUAAGGAGCAACCUGCCUGCCGUCACUAGGAGCUUGUGCCACCUGCAUCACUGAAGAAAGAGUUUUCGCACGACCCGCUUACCCUGUGCACUUCCCAUCACCAUGCAAGCUCUCUUUAGUCUCUUCCUCUUCUUUGUGCUUCUCACUACAGGUGCCUCUUUGGAGUGCGAAUCAUGUGCUGCUCAAGGAUACAGUUGCACUGGCCAGAAACAGAGUUGUCCUGCUGGCCUAGAUACCUGUCUCACCCUUCUGGUCGAAGGCACAACAGGAGGGCAAACGGUUACUAGCGUUGGGAAGAUGUGCUAUACCCAGGCUCUCUGUGACCUCUUGAAACCUGGAGACACAUUCAAUGUUCAUCAGGUCACUGGUACCAUCAAAGAAGUGACAUGCAAGGCCCCUUCUCCCUCAGCAUCUCUCCUCGUAGCUUUCCUGGGUCUCCUGUUGUCGAAGGUCCUCUUCUAAUGCCUCUGAGUCUUCAUAUCCUUGUCUCUGAUCAUUCACCUUUCAGAGACAUCAAGCUUUUUCUUUGUUUUAACGUGGGAAACUAAUAAAAGAAGACUGAUGAGGAACUGAAA
Eublepharis macularius is the source of this 660-nucleotide messenger RNA. RefSeq names its product phospholipase A2 inhibitor gamma subunit B-like. NCBI's taxonomy places the organism in Eukaryota, Metazoa, Chordata, Lepidosauria, Squamata, Eublepharidae. The record is from RefSeq and is a predicted model, not a curated record. Gene Ontology annotation, cellular component: extracellular region. Bases 188 to 547 code for a protein of 119 amino acids. Gene Ontology annotation, molecular function: phospholipase inhibitor activity. The transcript is spliced from 4 exons.